Messenger RNA from Seriola aureovittata, 6197 nucleotides. RefSeq names its product neuronal tyrosine-phosphorylated phosphoinositide-3-kinase adapter 1. Bases 703 to 3921 code for a protein of 1072 amino acids. Gene Ontology annotation, biological process: phosphatidylinositol 3-kinase/protein kinase B signal transduction; neuron projection morphogenesis. NCBI's taxonomy places the organism in Eukaryota, Metazoa, Chordata, Actinopteri, Carangiformes, Carangidae. The record is from RefSeq and is a predicted model, not a curated record. The transcript has 7 exons.
CGCAGUUGGACUCAAAGCCACCUCUUGUGCUUUUUUCGAAAAAAAAAACCCCACUGGUCUACUCUCAGGAAGUACUGUAUGAAUAUUAAUAUGGAUGCAAAUGCACAGUGAGGAUGCCCAGCGCUUGAACCAACACAGCGCGCUGAUAUCUGCGCAUUUUUGUUUUGGCGUUUUGUUUUUUUUCUCUCCGGGGCUGAACUGAACUGAAAACAUGCUUCUUUUGCGGAGGUCGUGUCGGAGGCUUUUAUGAAAUACAAAAGGAUGGCGUUUUACCUGAGCGUUUGCAGAGGAACAUUUUGUAACGUCGCAUUGAAUUGCAUCAUGGUUUUCAAUCAGAUCUCACACCGGCCAGGCUAUACACCGUGCCUCGGUACAACAGUGUGCUGUUUAUCAUAAAAAUGGAAGACCUUUCACGUCAAGAAAAGGCGUCAGUCCGAUGAUAUGCGUCUGAAUAACUGAUUUUUCAUUUCCACGUCAAUUGACACAUCUGGGAAAGGAUUUUUCCUUCCCUCCCGUCUACCAAGACAGCUGUGUCAUCAACAACCGGCGUGGUUUUGUUGUUGUCUGAUUUUUACGAGCCUGGGCAACUGGAUUUCAGCAUAGUCUGCAUCUGCGCCAGCCAUAGGCUACCCAGUUACUAAGGUGAGUUGGAGGAGGCUGCCUGUGCCAUACGUCUCCUUCUCCCAAGUCUUCUUCUAUACCAUGAGCUCUGGCUCAGCCCAGGAUGUGGCAGUCGAGCAUUUCCUGCGUGACAUAGAGAGGCGAAGCAAGCGGCUACACUGCGCUGUCAUAGGCUGCGAGGAGGAGCGACCCCGCAGCGACAUGAACCUGCUGUAUCGUAAGAGCCGUUUGGACUGGAGGCAGAGGGACCAAGAGGGAAGUAAAAAGAGCUCUACCCAAAACGACCCUUCAGCAACCGUUGGCAAAGUCCGAGACUUGGCUUCCUUCCGCCGGCACUUCCGGAUGGGUUUCAUGACCAUGCCGGCCUCCCAGGACCUGUCCCCUCACUCCUGUGCCUCCGCCAUGGCGCCACGCUCGCAGUCCUGCCAUGCUGUCGGUGCCGGGGACACGAGUCUAGAGAACGGAGAUUACUCUGACACCCAGUCCCAACAUGGUGGCCGCUGCCCCCCAGCCAAACCCAAACGCCACCCAAGCACUCGCCUCAGCUCUUCGUCCGCUGACAGCAGAGGACCUCCUGAGACGCCGCCCCCGCCUCCGCCCACUCACUCACAGGCCAAACACUCAGAGAAGAAAAAUGCCAUGAAGAAGUCUGACUCUGGAGAGAUUGGAGCAAAGAAGGUGCCUCCUUUAAAGCCCAAGAGAAGUCCCAGCACCCAGCUUUCCUUUGACCCUCUUCCUCCACGUGUGCCUCCUGCCACAUCCUUGCCUUUCCAGGCAGCAGACUCUCAAAAUCAGACAGCAGACGGGGAUGAUGAGCCAGUCUAUAUAGAGAUGGUGGGUCAAGUGUUCACCAGAGACAGCCAGACGGCCACCCCCCACCCUGUCACCCCUGUGGCCACCACACCUGACUCUGACUCAGACCAGAGUGAGGCCAUUUAUGAGGAGAUGAAAUAUCCGCUGCAAGAGGACAGAGAGUCCCAGAGACACCUCCCUCCCAAACAUGAGAAACUGAAAACCUCUAAACACUUCCAUGUCACCCCCUCCUCUUCCAGCAGCUCCUCCUCUUUGCCCCGCCCCUCUUCGUCCUCUCCUUCCUACUCCAAACCCAAAGCUACUGUGUCGAUUUCUCAUUCGUCUCCUCUGCCUUCCUCUGCAUCCUCCACCCCUGUCCCCCAGGUCCUCUCCACCAGUCCGCACACCCCACGUGCUCCUACUCCCUACCUGCUGCAAGGGAGUAAAUCUGAGCCUGAGGCCAACACAAAGAUCCCAGCCCCUUUCCCCAAUCUUCUACAGCACCGGCCCCCGCUGCUUGCCUUCCCUCAGCCUGCAGCAGCCUCCAGCGGGGUUGGGGUGCAAAACAAGGCGUCUGCUUCUGUUAAAAUGGGAACUCAAACAUCCAGUGUGACGACUCAAGCCAACGCCUCCUCCUCAUCCUCUUCUAAUGUUCCUGUAUCCCUGUCAGGCUCCAAGGAGUCAUCAGGAGGAUGUGCAAGCCAGCAGGACAAACACAGCAGAGAUUCCCAGUUAGGCCCAGCUCCUGGACUGAGAGCCAGGAGUCACUCCACACCCUUGCCCCCCUCCUCUAAAUCCACCUCACCUUUCUCCCAUCACCACCACCACCCUCACCAUCGCCCCUCACACUAUCAUCACUAUCGCAAGCCAGAGAGAGGAGACUCUCCUGCUCCAACCAAGAGCAGCUCUCAAGGUUCAAACCAGGCCACAGUCCAGACCCAAACCUCAAGUACAGGAAAGGAAGGCAAGUCUGUUAGCUUCCUCUUGAAGUCCGAUAAAGGAGAGAGGGAUAAGGAUAGGGAACGGGACAAAGACAGGGACAGGGACAGGGACAGGGACAGGGACAGGGACAGGGACAGAGACAGAGACAGAGACAGAGACAGAGACAGGGACAGAGACAGGGACAGAGACAGAGACAGAGAGAGGGAUAGGGAUAGGGAUAGGGGUAGAGACAGGGACAGGGAGAGAGACAGAGAUAAGGAGAAAGACAGAGAUAGAGACAGAGAUAGGGAUAAGGACAGGGACAGAGAAAGAGAAAGGGAUCGGGAUAGGGAUGGAGGGCCUCACUCCUUACAGAUGGAUUGUGCUACCACCUGUAGCAGCCAAACAUCUCAAAGCAGCACCAGCUCAACCCCUACGCCAUUAUCCUCAUCCCAGCGUCCUCAUUCUCGCCCACAUCUCCGCUCUCACACUCCACACGGCCUGCCAGCGUACAAGCCGCCCUCUUCAGACAGCCCACUGCUGUGGACCUACCCCUCUGGUGGCUUCCGGAGGCCGCCGGCUUACGAGAGCCUGAGAGGGAGUUCUCAGACGCCGUCUCUGCAACAGCCCUCGAGCCUUACUGGUAUAGGUGAGGGGGCGUCCAAGGCUAAUGGAGGGUCUGCAUCCCUCCAGUCAAAAGUUGGCUUCAUGCCCUGGGACAGCAGUGCCAGCUUAGCUGCAGAUGAGGGGUCUUACUGGCCUAUGCAGAGGAAGUUGUCCUUCAGCCAUGGGAGCAGAGAGACAGAGAAGGAUGAAGGGCGUGCGUGGAAUGGCAGUGCUGAUGCCCUGUUAAGGAUGGAUAAAGAGGAUCUUGGGAUCGGGUCGCGAGGCGGCCACUCAGGCAUCCCGGUCCACUUCAGUGGUGCCACCAGCAGGGCCCUUGGUCACAGUGAGUCCUUGGCUGGUGUGGAUAGCAGCCUUGGAUUCAGAGCCCUACCCAGAGUAGGGAUGCCUCUUCCCUGCCAGACCUUCCCUGCCUGUCGCAAUGGAGAAGUGGGGCGGCUGGGCCGCUCCUCCUCUGCUGCUGGAGUGAGACAGGUGGGUGGAGAUGUCCAGAGACAGAGCAGUCUACCAGCACGAGAAGCCCUGAAUCAGCUGCAUGGCCUGGCCCAGCCUCAAGUGCCCUGCAGUCCCAGCAGUCCCAGUGUGUCUCGACAGCAGCAGCAGCUUCAGCUCCACCAGCAGCAGCUGCAGUUAAAGCAGCAGCUCCAGCAGCUUCAGCAACAGCACCAUCUGCAGUUGCAGUUCCAGCAGCUCGCCCAGCUGGCGCAGGGACAGCCUUCGGUCAGCGGAGGCACCACCCCAUCCACAACGCAGACCCAGAGAGAUGGCAAGCUGCUGGAAGUCAUUGAGCGUAAACGCUGCCUGUGCAAAGAGAUCAAGGCCCACAGGCGCCCUGACAAAAGCCUGUGCAAGCAGGACAGCAUGCCCAUCCUCCCUAGCUGGAGACGGACACCUGAGCCUCGUAAGACUGGCACACCACCUUGCCAGAGGCCACAAGCCGUCGUGUGGGACACGGCUAUCUGAGGUGGGACAAAACACGCAGAUAAGUUGAAGAUGGUUGAACAAUUAAUAAGAGAUGAGAGUAAAAAUGGGUUCAGAAACUGGAAUAUUCUUGGUUUGUGGUGAGAUGAUUGCCACAGAGGCAGGAAAGAUUUUGGACAAAGAAGAAUUUGCAAGCACUCUUCCUGUGUGAUAAACUGACUGGGGAACAGUAAUGGGUUAUUGGAGAUUGAACUCAUUUGGAAACAACCAUCAAAAAAAGGCUGAUAAAAGAUGUGAAGAAAAAGAAGUAUUACAAUCAGACUAAAUUAAUUUCUUACCCAGUUGAUUUGUACUUGCUCUCUACGAUGUACUACAUUGAUGUGUUCUAAUUGCCAAUGAUUUUUGCCACAAAACACCAGUACUAUUGCUACAAAAUGAAGACACCAACUAAACAAUAAUGGGUGGGAUGUUUUCUGUGAUUGGUGUUGCCAAAUUUCCUCCUGACUACUUGAGACAUAUUUUCUCCAACACACAGUUGUCCAACACGCAUAUAAACUGCUUUGUGGGUGAGAAAAGGCAAGAUUCAUUGAUAAGUUAUUGAAGUGUUUCUUGAAAUCGUGAAUGCAUAUGAGAUGUCUUGGUAUCAAUAGAUUGUCAUUGUGGAUGCAAAUAAUCAUCACUGAGGAGUAAAAGCUACCUACUGUAUCUGUUUGCAUAUUUGUAAUGUAUCUAUUUACUUUCUCAACGUUUCUGCAAUUUUAUAGCAAUAUGCUCCCAAUGCCGGAGCAACAUAAUUAAAACUUGUGUCAACUAGCCUAACAUACAUAUCUAAGACUUGAAUAAGUCAUAUUUACUGUGUCAUUCUCUGCAUGUCACAAUAGACAUACAGUAUUGUAAAAAAAUAUAUAUAAAUAUAUAAAUGUGUAGAGAUGAUCAUGUCAGACUUUUACAUACAGCAGAUCUUCACUAUGAUAAUAUCAUGUGGUUGUAUAAAAAGAUGAAUAUGUUGCUUGGGGUAUCAUUAAAAAAGGUGGUGUGACAGAUGGCACAUACUGUGCAGUCCAGUCAAUCAAUAGGUCCAGAUCAGUGGUACACAAACUUCAUCACUCAUGCUUACCCACAGUUGCACAUAAGUGAUUGUUCCUCCACACAGAAAAACAAGCACUGACACCCAUCAACACAGACUGUACAAUAUGGUGCAACUGAUAAGACUGUGAGUAUUGAUCACCUCAAACAGAAUGCUGGAACAAUCUGCACAAAACAUGGUAUACGCUUAGGAGAAAUUAAACCCUAAUGUACUGUAAAUAGAUAUGUACAACUGUAUUGAAAAUGUAGCAGUUAUUUCCAUUUUCAUACUUGUAAUCAGUACAUAUUAUGUAGCAUAUACUGUAUAAACAUAACUUUGUUCACUUGUUUUUUCUAAAAGAAUUAAGUACUUUAUCUGCUGCAACCACUCCAUGCAUUACUUAUAGUUGUACUAAUAAACAGUAAGCCCUCUAAUGAAAGGCACAGUCCAACAGUUGUUUAUUUAAAUUUAUGCAAGACUCCCUUUAAGCUGUGUUAUUGUUUUAUUUAUGUCUUUUUUUUCUACAUUCAUUUUUAUUUGUGUACAGAUUUCUUGAUUUUUGGAAUACUUUGCUGCUAUCUUGAACUACAGGUGUUGUUCAUUCAACUACAUGGUGUUACCAUGAGAAACAUUAUUAAUAUAGUGGUUAUUGUUACAUAUUUGUUUUAUAAGCCACGUGAAAUGAAGUUUGUACCUUGAAGAGUGAGCCCUUCUGUAAUAGUAUUAAGGCACUUGAAUGUCUCUUGGUUGUUGUUGUUUUAUGAUAGUUAGCACCAAACUGUACAGUACAGUACACCCAUUGAAAAGAAGACCUAUCUAAAUGUUUGAGAGUCACUGCUUGGCCUUUUGUUUUAGUUCCACCUGCUUGUGUUUGACAGUCGAGGGUUUUCGAGCUCACUGAGUCCAUUUUCAAACAAACACAGGUCAGGUUGAUGGAAAUGGGCAAGUGCAAUGCAUGCAGAGAUUCCUUAUACUGAAAAUGUCCCAAUGAUACUGACUAUUGUGCCCAAUUUAAUUUGAGAUACCAAGUAAUCACCUUACUAUGAUUCCUUUUCACAGACUGAUAUGGAACCCUAGGUAUCAUUUCCCGAAAUAGUUUACAGAAGCUGUUGGUUUUGUGUGUCUACUAAAACAGUGGCCAUUAUAUGAGUGCCAUACUAUAUUGAUAUGGUAAGAUACGGUGUACCUUGGAAAUCACUGUAGUGCUAUAUUUGCAUUGAUAUUGUCAUUAAAAUAAAUUUUAUAUAAUGAA